GUUGCAUAUUAAACAAUGUAUUCACUGCUGCUGCUCCCUCUCUGCUUCUUCGGGCUAUCAUGGGGCCACGCUGCUCUCUACGAGCCCCCCGGUCGGUCCUCGGCCUGGCGGUUUGGAUUCAAGACCCCCAUUAAUGACGACGAUGCCGAACUCUACUGUGGAGGAAUCACAAAACUCUGGCGCGUCAACAAAGGCAAGUGCGGGAUCUGUGGUGACGCCUGGGACCUUCCUGAACCAAGGCCGAACGAAGAUGGUGGUAAAUACGGCAAGGGGGUCAUUGUGAGAACCUACAAAGCUGGUCAGGAAUUUACAGCAACUGUCUUCAUUGUCGCCAAUCACGAAGGGUACUUCGAAUUCAAGCUCUGCCCCGUGCAGCCCGGAGUCAAGGUAGACCAGGAAUGCCUGGACAAACACCCGGUGGCUUUAGCCGAUGGUUCCGGUUAUCGCUACACACUUAAAAAUGGAAUCAAGGGUAACCUGGACCUAAAACUGAGACUCCCCGCUGGUCUUAAGUGUGACAGAUGUGUUCUGCAAUACCACUGGAAAGCUGCUAACAACUGGGGAAUUUGUGAAAACGGAAGAGGAGCCAUGGGCUGUGGACCCCAAGAAUAUUUCAGAGCUUGUGCUGACAUCAGGAUUGAAUAAAAUUAAGAUAUUAAUUUAAUUACUUGAAUGUAUUUUAAUUAAAAUAAAUUGACCAUUGUGCUCCAGUUUUAUAUGUAAA
Molecule: messenger RNA, 724 nt
Organism: Argiope bruennichi
Lineage: Eukaryota; Metazoa; Arthropoda; Arachnida; Araneae; Araneidae
Exons: 3
Coding region: 16-645 (209 amino acids)
Source: RefSeq, a predicted model, not a curated record